Molecule: messenger RNA, 300 nt
Organism: Debaryomyces hansenii CBS767
Lineage: Eukaryota; Fungi; Ascomycota; Pichiomycetes; Serinales; Debaryomycetaceae
Gene: RPL39
Product: 60S ribosomal protein eL36
Exons: 2
Coding region: 1-300 (99 amino acids)
Biological process (GO): cytoplasmic translation
Cellular component (GO): ribosome; cytosolic large ribosomal subunit
Molecular function (GO): structural constituent of ribosome
Source: RefSeq, a predicted model, not a curated record
AUGGCUAGAUCAGGUAUUGCUGUUGGAUUAAACAAGGGACACAAGGUUGUCGCCAAGGAAGUUGCUCCAAAGGUCUCUUACAGAAAGGGUGCUUUAUCCAAGAGAACUGAAUUCGUUAGAAACAUCGUCAAGGAAGUUUCCGGAUUAGCUCCAUAUGAAAGAAGAUUGAUCGAAUUGAUCAGAAAUGCUGGUGAAAAGAGAGCUAAGAAGUUGGCUAAGAAGAGAUUAGGUACCCACAAGAGAGCCCUUAGAAAGAUCGAAGAAAUGAACAAGGUCAUUGCUGAAUCAAGAAGACAUUAA